GCCAUCUGUGACAAGUAAUAAGUAAUAGAUGCCUAAUAGAGUAUUUAUUUAGUUGCGUAUUUAUAUGCAAGUUUACCAGUUUUUCUCGAAAUGGACAUUGUACUGAAUCCUUAAUGACGUCUUUCGUAUCAAAGGGCAGUGUAGUCACCUUCAGAUUUAUCUUCUGCAAAUAUUAAACAGUAGUUACUCUUUAAUACAAAAAAUAAACAAUUACUCUAACCUAAAUGGUACAAAAAGGACUGGUAUUUAUUUCGUAGCAUUAUUACACUGGAAGUUCCAUUAUUUAGGGAUGAAUCGCGUCGAUUUGAAAGUGGUUUUAUUGGGUAACUCAGCUGUAGGAAAAACGAGUCUCGUCGAACGUUUCGUAAAUGAAAGGUUUAAUGAAGGUCUAUCUUACCAAAACACUAUAGGCGCUGCGUUUGCAGCUAAGCAAAUGCAAGUCAAUGGGAAAAGGCUUAUCAUGGGGAUAUGGGAUACAGCAGGCAGUGAGAAAUAUGAUGCUAUGAGUAGGAUAUAUUACCGUGGUGCGAAGGCUGCUGUUAUCUGUUAUGAUAUCACAAAAUCAAAUACAUUUCAAAGAGCAAAAUUCUGGAUAAGGGAGCUUAGGGAAGUUGAAGAAGGAUGUAAAAUAUACAUGUGUGCAACAAAAAAUGAUAUUUUAGAGCAUGGUGCAGUUCCAUCUCCUAAUAUAGAUAUUGUAAAAACAUAUACUGCUGGCAUUCGAGCUAAAUUGUUUAUAACAUCUAGUAAAACUGGAGAAAAUGUUGCUGAAUUGUUUAAUGAAAUUGCACAAGACUUUAUGUCUGAUCCAAAUAAUGUACAAAAAAUUGAAGAGGUAAUUGAUAUAAGUAACGAACCCAAAGUAACAUAUUGUUGUUAAUAAAUAUAACAAAGUCAGUAUUAAAAAUUACCAUAAUUUUCUUAUUUAUCAUAUUUUAUAUUAUUUUGUACAAGUGAAUAUCGCGAAUAUAAAUUAAUGUGCAGUAUAUUAUAACUCAACACAUUAUUAUAUGUAAAUGUAAGGAAAAUUUUCAUGUUUGUUGAUUAUUUUUAAAUAUACUUUAUAUUUUACAUUU
This is a messenger RNA of Bombus pyrosoma, 1076 nucleotides long. RefSeq names its product ras-related protein Rab-24-like. The transcript has 4 exons. Lineage: Eukaryota; Metazoa; Arthropoda; Insecta; Hymenoptera; Apidae. Bases 290 to 880 code for a protein of 196 amino acids. The record is from RefSeq and is a predicted model, not a curated record. Gene Ontology annotation, molecular function: GTPase activity; GTP binding.